This is a messenger RNA of Bombus pyrosoma, 1227 nucleotides long. RefSeq names its product programmed cell death protein 10 (gene Ccm3). Gene Ontology annotation, cellular component: FAR/SIP/STRIPAK complex; Golgi apparatus. Lineage: Eukaryota; Metazoa; Arthropoda; Insecta; Hymenoptera; Apidae. The transcript has 5 exons. The record is from RefSeq and is a predicted model, not a curated record. Gene Ontology annotation, molecular function: protein kinase binding. Gene Ontology annotation, biological process: positive regulation of MAP kinase activity; regulation of Golgi organization. The coding region runs from base 195 to 827 and encodes 210 amino acids.
CUGUUUACCUCGUUUUGGAAUGAGACACUGAGCGUGACAGCUGUCAUAUCAGGAAUAUGAUCGAAACAGAUACUUUUUAAUGUAAACAAUUCGAUCUGUAUCUGGACUGGCCAAUUAAGAAAUCAAUUAGCCGCAUUUAACCGAUUACGAAUUAAUUACAUUUGAACUAUACUUUUAAAUAAACGUUGUAAAGGAUGACAAUGGGCGAUGAGACUCCAGUUACAUCACUGGUCCUUCCUGUCAUCUUAAGACCAAUAUUAAUGAAGCUAGAAAGACAAAAUGUAUUGGCAGCUCAGACAUUACGUACAGCUUUAUUGAAAGCUGAAAAUUCCCAUCCAGGAAUUACACACGAUUUAAUCCUUGGUAUAAUACGACGGGCAGAACUUAAUCUUGAUAUGAAUGAGAGUGUUUUAAGAUUACAAGGAGCAGCUUCUGAUUAUGAUGUUGUAGAAUAUAGAUCAUCUAGGUCUGAGGAUGCUUUCCAGGAAUUAAAUCGUAAAUCAACUUCCUUAAAAAGAAUACUUAGCAGAAUUCCUGAUGAAAUAACAGAUCGGAAAACUUUUCUCGAAACAAUCAAAGAAAUUGCAAGUGCAAUAAAGAAACUUUUGGAUGCAGUGAAUGAAGUAACUGCAUUUAUUCGUGGUUCUGCGGGAAAACAGGCACUGGAUCAGAGAAAAAGAGAAUUUGUUAAAUAUAGUAAAAGGUUUAGCAAUACAUUAAAGGAAUAUUUUAAAGAAGGACAAGCAAAUGCAGUAUUCGUAAGUGCAUUAUACUUGAUACAUCAAACAAAUAUGAUAAUGCUCACAGUAACGGACAAAUGUGAGUAAUGAAAGCUCUGUCAAAUGAUAUUUCUGCAAUAAUGAAAUAAGUCAUAGCUAUUAUAGAAUUUAUUUAAUAUACUAAUUUAAUCCAUUUUGCUAUGUAUUUGAUAAGAUUUAAUUAUCAGAUUUAAUAUAAAACAUAUAUAUAUGGUACUAUUGUUUUAUAUGUAUUAAAUCGUUAUAAAAUUAUUACAUGCAGAUGAAUAUAUAGAUACAUAAUAUACAAAAUUCUUAUAAAAAAUAUAAAUAUUAUUUCUGAUAUAUUGUACUGUUGUUUUGUACAUAAAACAUAGAAGACUCUAGUUUAAAAACAAAAAACAUUUAUCAAUAAUGGUAGAGAUUUAAAAUGAAAGACAUUUCUCCAAAUAUAUAAGAAAUAAAAAUUACUUUAUUGAUAACAAAUGUA